Molecule: messenger RNA, 2578 nt
Organism: Cynoglossus semilaevis (tongue sole)
Lineage: Eukaryota; Metazoa; Chordata; Actinopteri; Pleuronectiformes; Cynoglossidae
Product: interferon-induced GTP-binding protein Mx
Exons: 12
Coding region: 154-2010 (618 amino acids)
Biological process (GO): defense response to virus; synaptic vesicle budding from presynaptic endocytic zone membrane; receptor internalization
Cellular component (GO): synapse; nucleus; plasma membrane
Molecular function (GO): GTPase activity; microtubule binding; GTP binding
Source: RefSeq, a predicted model, not a curated record
UUCAGUUUUGACUUUGUUCUAGUGUCGGUUUUUUGGAAACGAAACCUAAGCAUUCUACUAGGUGUUACCAAGCACAGGCGGGCGUACAUGACUCAGUCACUGUGUAAACCUCAGGCGACGCGUAUCUCCUGCUAGAACAUCACCACCACCACGAUGAAUGACUUGAAUGUACAUUUCGAGGAAAAGGUUCGUCCCUGCAUCGACCUCAUCGACUCGUUGCGCUCUCUUGGAAUAGAGAAGGACCUGGCGCUGCCCGCUAUUGCCGUGAUAGGAGACCAAAGCUCUGGGAAAAGUUCGGUGCUGGAGGCACUGUCAGGGGUAGCUCUGCCAAGAGGAAGCGGAAUUGUAACAAGAUGUCCCCUGGAACUGAAGAUGAAAAGGAAGAACAACGGCGAGGCGUGGCAUGGAAAAAUAAGCUACGAAAAUUAUGAGGAGGAAAUAAAGAAUCCUGCUGAUGUGGAGAAAAAGAUUGAAGAAGCUCAGAAUACAAUGGCUGGGGUUGGUGUGGGUAUCAGUGAAAACAUGAUCAGUCUGGAGAUCGCCUCUCCGGACGUUCCAGACCUUACCCUCAUUGACCUCCCUGGCAUCACUAGAGUGGCCGUGCAGGGACAACCAGAAAACAUAGGAGAUCAGAUAAAGAGACUUAUUCACAAGUUUAUCACAAAACAAGAAACCAUUUGCCUGGUGGUCCAUGCUUGCAAUGUGGACUUAGCAACCACAGAGGCCCUGAAGAUGGCACAGGAGAAGGAUCCUGAUGGGGAGAGGACUUUAGCGAUCUUGACCAAGCCUGACCUGGUGGACAGAGGCACAGAACAGACAGUGGUUGACAUUGUCCACAAUGAGGUCAUUAGCCUGAAUAAGGGCUACAUGAUUGUUAAGUGCAGGGGUCAACAGGAGAUCAUGGAGAAGGUAUCUCUCAAUGAAGCAAUAGAAAGAGAGAAAGAGUUCUUUACAGAACACAUGUACUUCUGCUCUCUCUACGAUGAAGGCCUUGCAUCUGUUCCCAAACUGGCAGAGAAACUCACACUCGAGCUGGUGCAUCACAUCGAGAAAACUCUUCCGAGACUGGAAGAGCAGAUAGAGGAGAAACUUCAACAAACACAGACAGAGCUUGGGAAAUAUGGCACCGGACCCCCGUCUGAUGUAGCUGAGAGACUUAAUUUUUUUAUUGAUAAAGUGACAGCAUUCACACAGGACGCCAUCAGUCUGACUAAAGGAGAGGAGCUCAAGUGCGGGGAGAAGCUCAACGUCUUUUCUUCACUCAGAAGAGAGUUUCGGGGUUUGAGCGGUCAUCUGGAACAAAUAGGAUACAAAACUUACUUAAAGAUUAGGAAUGAGGUGGAAGCCUAUGAAGACAAGUAUCGAGGAAGAGAACUGCCUGGCUUCAUCAACUACAAGACCUUUGAGGUCAUGGUGAAGGAGCAGAUCAAACAGCUAGAAGAACCUGCGGUCAAGAAACUCAAGGAUAUUGGAGAGGCUGUUAAGAAGGUGUUCAUACAGUUGUCCCAAAGUAGCUUCACUGGAUUUCCUAACCUUCAGAAAACAGCUAAGGCAAAGAUUGAAGCCAUAAAGCAAGAAAGGGAGUCAAUGGCCGAAGCCAUGCUGAGGACCCAGUUUAAGAUGGAGAUGAUUGUUUACUCCCAGGACAACACCUACAGCAACAGUUUGAGUGACAGAAAGAAAGAGGAGAAGGAACAACAAAAAGGCUCAAAAAAUCAGAUUGACAGGAUUGACAAUUUCGCAACUCUUCAACAACUAAUGUUGCACCUUCAAUCAUAUUACACGAUUGCCAGCCAGCGUCUCGCAGACCAGAUUCCGAUGAUCAUCCGUUACCAGAUGCUGCAGGAGUCAGCUGUCCAACUGCAGAGGGAAAUGCUGCAGAUGCUCCAGAAUAGGGAGAAUUUGGAAUUCUGGCUGAAAGAGGAGCAAGACAUUGGGCACAAGAGGGCUGCCCUACAGGGACGCCUCAAGCGUCUCAUGAAGGCUCGUACAUAUGUGAUGGACUUUUAGAUCAGUCAUUCCCAACCUCUGUUCCACGGCAUAUAGUGCGCCAUGAAUGAUCAGCUAAUGUACUGUAUGAAAAUAUCCAGUUUCAUUAUUUUGUCUAAAUCAUUUCAUCAUAUUUACUGCUAACAAUUGCCCCAAGUUCAGCUUAAUAGGCAGAACAAUUAAAUAUUUUCCACUAGAUGGCAACAGAUAAAAAAAAGACUUCCUCUUCAAUUGCUGUGAGUUUACAAGUGUUGUACUGAACAGGCCUAGGUUUCACCCUUAUAGAGAUAAUUAUAUUUGAUAACAUUUAUAUCUGUGACAUUUUUGUUUGAUAGUGCACGCUGGGAUUUUUCCCACAAAAAAAUCAAAAAGGUUGGGAAACGUUGUUUGAGAUGUCUGACGCAAAAGAACAGAAGUUCAACUUUCAUUUUGUUUGUUUUUUACAGAACCAAUAUACACUUGAACGUAGAGCGAGUAGUUACAACACCUUUUGUGCACUAUUGUUAUAGUGGCUUUAUUUUCUGGCAAUUCUGUUAUGUGAAAUACUGUAUAAAUACGAGUUAAAAAUAAAGUACAUACAGUACAUCAA